Molecule: messenger RNA, 1662 nt
Organism: Candidula unifasciata
Lineage: Eukaryota; Metazoa; Mollusca; Gastropoda; Stylommatophora; Geomitridae
Source: the annotation of a GenBank genome assembly
AUGUACACGGGAAAGAUAAUGAAGUUUUUAUGCAAUAAAUACGCUCUCUUUUGUUUCUUCAUGUGGUCUUUCGUUCUGCUGGUAUACUAUGCAGCCAACGAAUCUGCCAUUUUGCCUUUUGGCCACUCGUUUUCUAUAAUCAGUGCACAGUUUCACAACAGAAAUGAGACCGCCCAAGUGGCAGGUGGACAAACGGGUGAAGCAGUUGUCAAGUCGAGACAGGAAUGCAUACACCCACAACUGAAGGUCAAUGAUCCUGUUAUGAUGAAGCAUUUUAAGACCUACAAGCCAAUCAGCUGCCCCGGAAUCGCUCCUCCUGUCUGCCUUUUCAUACGUGUUUGUUCAUCCAGCUUUGUGUCUCUGUCUGUCUGUCAGUCUUUCCGCCGAUGCCCGUCCGUCCAUCCUCUGCUAUGUGUCUGUCAGUCCUCCUGUCUGUUAGUUUACUCUCUGAUUGUCUGUCUGUCUAUCUGUCGACGCGGGUUCAAAGGAGCAACAACGCUGGAUAAUUUCCCCUUCCUUUGGCACAAGAUGAAGAGCCUGGGCUACCUAACGUCGUGGUGCAAUGGUUCCCCACUGGCUGCACCUUUCAACUGGAGAAUGCUGGGGUUUUCAGAGAAGCCAACGGACUUCUAUUCCCGACCGUUUUACCUGUAUGUUCACGGCGAUAAAAAGCUACCUUCCCCGAAAAUCUGCCUAGGGUCAAGGACACAGAGCCAAGUGUGGCUCAAUUAUUUCAAGGAUAUUUUUCAGAUGUACAAAAAUAAGCGGAAGUUUCUCUUCCACUUCAUCACGGAGUUCAGCCAUGACGACAACAACCUGAUGUCUUUGAUGGACGAUGACAUCCAGAAACUGGUGGAGUUUCUCUACGAAGGCAACUACCUCAACAACACGCUAUUAAUUCUUAUGGGUGACCACGGAGCUCGCUACAGCUUCAUCCGCUCCACCUGGUCAGGAAAACUGGAGGAGCGGCUGCCAUAUUUCAGCUUUCUGUUUCCCGACUGGUUUGAGAAGAAAUAUCCAGAAGCCAUAAAAAAUCUUCGCACCAACACAAAACGUCUGACCACUCCGUUUGACCUGUACGAAACCUUUCAGGAUAUAAUCCACUAUAACGAGAGUGCUGAGACCAAUGUAUCCAAACGAGGGAUAAGUUUAUUCCAAGAGGUCCCGCUAGAGCGUUCUUGUGACCACGCAAGCAUCGCGCCUCAUUGGUGUGCCUGUUUAGCCUGGAAAAAUGUGUCCCUGGCCGAAAACAACACCAAACUGGCACUACAGUACACACUGGAUACUAUAAAUAACUACACUGCUAAAUAUAGGGAUGACUGUGCCCUCUUGUUUAUAGCCAAUGUUACUAUGGCAACAAAGAUGGAGACAAGACAGGAAGUACUGCAGUUUAAGCAGACUGACAGCAAUGGUGGAAUUUACAAAAUUGAUUUUUCAGCAAAAAAUAAAAACGAGUUGGAGCUCUAUCAACUGACUUUCCAAACCACCCCAGGGGGAGGUCACUUUGAGGUGACAGUUACCCAUGAUUUAGUGCACAAAAAGUUUUAUGUCAGUGAUAAAGAAAUCAGCAGAAUAAAUAAAUAUGGUAAUGACCCUGCAUGCAUUUUAGAAAAGAAUAAGCAAAUACGACAGUACUGUUACUGCAACAAUAACAUCAGAUAG